AUGAACGUGUCGCCUCCAGACCGCAGGAAAAACGUGCGAGAACUGGCUUUGGAGAUUGGCAUCAGAGUUCUGCUUUUCGGAGUUUUUGUAUUUACAGAGUUCCUGGAGCCCUUUGAGAGAGUGAUUCAACCAGAGGAGCUUUGGCUCUACAAGAAUCCUCUAGUUGAGUCGGACCACAUUCCCAAGAGGGUCAUGUUCGCGAUUUCAUUCCUCACUCCACUGGCAGUGAUUUUUGUGGUGAAGAUAAUUCAGAGGACGGACAAGACAGAGAUAAAAGAGGCUUGUUUAGCUGUAUCCCUGGCUCUCGCUCUAAAUGGAGUCUUCACAAAUACUAUCAAGUUGAUUGUUGGCAGACCAAGGCCAGAUUACUUCCAGCGCUGUUUCCCAGAUGGACAAGUGAAUGCAAAGAUGCUGUGCACCGGGGAGCCAGGGCUAGUCUCCGAGGGGCGCAAGAGCUUCCCAAGCAGCCACUCCUCCUUUGCAUUCUCAGGUCUCGGUUUCACCUCCUUCUACCUGGCGGGAAAGUUGCAGUGUUUUACGGAUCAGGGUCGCGGGCGCAGCUGGCGUCUCUGUGCUAUGGUGCUGCCUCUUUACAGCGCCAUGAUGAUCGCAUUAUCCCGGACCUGUGACUACAAACACCACUGGCAAGACGCCUUUGUUGGAGGAGUGAUCGGGUUGCUGUUUGCGUACAUCUGCUACCGCCAGCACUACCCACCCUUUCUGCACAUGGACUGCCACCUGCCUUACGCCAGCCUGGCUGCCGCCACACACGCACCCUCGCAUCCUCAGGACGACCCGCAGCCCACUGAUAAUGCCACCACCCUUCCCCUGGAAGGCUUGACUGAAGGGCCAGUAUGACUAGUGGCCACCACUGACACUACCCCCAACACCUUCACCAAGUCACCAAGCC
This is a messenger RNA of Archocentrus centrarchus (flier cichlid), 910 nucleotides long. It is a transcript of the gene plpp4, whose product is annotated as phospholipid phosphatase 4. Gene Ontology annotation, cellular component: membrane. The transcript is spliced from 7 exons. The record is from RefSeq and is a predicted model, not a curated record. The coding region runs from base 1 to 858 and encodes 285 amino acids. Gene Ontology annotation, biological process: phospholipid metabolic process; phospholipid dephosphorylation. Gene Ontology annotation, molecular function: phosphatidate phosphatase activity. NCBI's taxonomy places the organism in Eukaryota, Metazoa, Chordata, Actinopteri, Cichliformes, Cichlidae.